AUGACAUCAGUGUUCAACACUGAUGCUUCACUGCCGUACAACCAUGAUUUAUUUGAAAGCCUUAUUGUAAAGAAAAGAGUAAAGGUGGACGGUGCUAGCUUACCACAAUCAUUCCGAGUCAGCAGAACCGAGACAUCUUCAGGUGUUCGGUUGCGCAAUAGAAACUUGGAUCAGAGAGGGUGUCCGGCUCCGGAAGCUACGUUUGUUAGGUCAUUUAUUACGCAUGCCGAACCAUCGUUUGCCGAAGGGAGUACUAUUUUCCGUGCCCUAUUCAGAGUGGCAGAAGCAAAGAGGUUGCCAACCCUGACCCGGCGGAGAGGCAUGAUAGGAACUAUGAAAAGUUUGCGUGUCGCCGAUGGUGGAAAUCAGGUGAUCCACAUUGCGCGUGGAUGUAGACACUCCAGUAUAUGGCUGCUAAUCUAUGUUAAUGGUGCUCUUGUUACUGGUUUCUAUCGCGAUUGCCUGAAUGCCAUGUAUUGCUCAUGCCAAAUCAUCGUUUGCCUGAGAGACUGCUGUUUUCCGCGUCUAAUGCGAAGUGCCGAAGCAGAGAGGUGGCCAGCCUUUCACCUGGCAGAGAGAUAUGAAACAAAUUACGCAAAGUCUGGGUGCUGUCGGAGCGACUCGCCUUGGAGGGUAGGGACCGCUUGA
This is a messenger RNA of Opisthorchis viverrini, 648 nucleotides long. RefSeq lists its product as hypothetical. The transcript has 4 exons. The record is from RefSeq and is a predicted model, not a curated record. Bases 1 to 648 code for a protein of 215 amino acids. Lineage: Eukaryota; Metazoa; Platyhelminthes; Trematoda; Opisthorchiida; Opisthorchiidae.